This is a messenger RNA of Iphiclides podalirius (scarce swallowtail), 771 nucleotides long. The record is from the annotation of a GenBank genome assembly. NCBI's taxonomy places the organism in Eukaryota, Metazoa, Arthropoda, Insecta, Lepidoptera, Papilionidae.
AUGCAGACUAUGAAAUGGAUAGAGAUGGUGCGACUCGGGCCCCCUUCGCCCGAGAGGUCUUCAACUUUCGACGGUGAUAAGGUGCUGUCGAUGAGCGAUGAGCUGCGACGCGCGCUUUACUCGUCGGGCGCGUCUGUCGACAUGGAGUUUUCGCCACCGGACCUCAUCGGCACCUCGGAAAUAUUCACCAUGGAGCACAGGGAGAAGCUGUGCGGGGUGCUGCCGGCCCGCGCCCAGGGCUACAUGUGGUCGCUGGCGUUCAGCACCAGCCAGCACGGGUUCUCGCUCGCCUCCAUGUACCGCAAGAUGCAGCGCGUCGACAGCCCUGUUCUCCUCGUCAUACAGGACACCGACAACAACGUGUUCGGCGCCCUGACUUCGUGCGCUCUCCGGCCCUCGGAACACUUCUACGGGACCGGAGAGUCUCUGCUGUUCUCGUUCCAGCGCGUGAAAGAGGACGCGAGGCGGCACUCCCACCCGGCGGCGGAGGACAUCAAAGAUAAGGACGCCACAAAGGAAGAAGACAAGGACGAUCAAGCGGCGCCGGUGAAAACCAAAUUCAAGUACUGGGGCUGGACCGGCGACAACAUGUACUUUAUCCGCGGCAGCAACGAUAACAUAUCCAUUGGCGCCGGCGAUGGUAAAUUCGGCAUCUGGCUGGACGGCGACCUGUACCUGGGGCGCACGCAGCGCUGCACCACGUACGGCAACGAGCCGCUCACCACUCGCGAGGACUUCGUCGUCAAGAUAAUGGAGUGCUGGACCUUCAUC